Papilio xuthus (Asian swallowtail) is the source of this 880-nucleotide messenger RNA. The record is from RefSeq and is a predicted model, not a curated record. NCBI's taxonomy places the organism in Eukaryota, Metazoa, Arthropoda, Insecta, Lepidoptera, Papilionidae.
CCAGUUUGCUUUAUAUCACAGUGACGACUGAUCGCUUAUUAUAUUUUUUAAUUCAGUUCCUAAAAUUAAUUUAUAAAAGAAAAUAUGUUUCUACAUACUGUGUUUAUUAUAACUUUAGUUGUUUUACAAUCCUGCGUUAGCUAUGCAAGAGUCGCACCUGAUUAUAUAACCCCAUGUGUGGGAUUAAAGUCUGCUUGUCUGAAGAAGAAUAUUCAAGAAACAAUUCCGAGAUUUGUAAAAGGCAUUCCGAGUCUAGCUGUCAAUUCCACCGAUCCUCUUACCUACGACUAUGUUAAUGUAGAACUACCCGGUGGCUUGAAAAUUGAGUUCAAAGAUGGUGUAUUAAAGGGACUUAGAAAUUGUUUAGUCAACGAAGCCAAAUUCCAAAACAAUGAUGCUGAUGUAGAGUUAACUUGUAAUGUUACAAUUAAAGGGAAAUACAAGGCUCAAGGACAAAUACUUAUUAUCUCAAUCAAUGGAGACGGAGACGCUAAAUUAAAAAUAACGGACUUGAAUCUUAAAAUAAAGCUUAAGUUCAUCGACAAUGUUCGUGAUGGAGUAACUUAUUAUGAUGUUAAAGAUUACAAAGUAAAUUAUAAUAUUAAUGGAAAAGUACAAUUUGCUUUAACAAACCUGUUUAAAGGAAACCCUGAACUAGGUCAAACAGUGUUGACAUUCUUAAACGAAAAUUGGAAACUUGUAGAUGCUGAGUUUGGAAAACCAUUAGUCGACAUUGUUAUUGGCAUUGCGUUCAAAAAUGUUCAGAAAUUUUUUAGUAACAUACCAAAAGAUGAACUUGUUGUAUUAUAAGUUGAAUAUAAAUAUUAUAUAUAAUUUAAUUUUAAUAUCGAAGUAAAUAAACGCUUAGAAAACAAUACAG